UCGUUCAGAAAAAAUUCAAAUGGUUUGGAGAACGUUUGGGGACGAGACGUGUGUCGCGGUUUUUUCGUGACUACUGUGCGUUCGCAGAUUUUGCCUUGCAAGUUGCAACAAACUGAUAAAAGAUUAUUGUGUUUUUUGUUUACAUUCGCGUUUUGUGCUUUUUUAUUUUUAAUCGGAAUUGUAUAGGAGUAAAAAAAAAGUGAAUGAGACAAUAAACAUUCGGGUUGUGUUGUGUUUUCGUUUUUAUACAGACGCAAGAAUAACAUUUUAAUAUUGUCGGAAAGUGAGUUUUUAACAGCUGUUCCUGCAUAGUAUGCUUCAUGUUGUCGUACACAUAUGGAUUUCCUCAGUGCAGCCAGUAAAAGUUGAGUGGCAGAUAAAGCGGCCGUAAAGCCUGCUACAGAUGUGCCAACACGUCGGCUACCAACUCGUCUUGACUUGCGCUAUUUGAGAGAAAUAAGUUGCCGGCUGCAGCCAAUGUCCUCGCCGGGUAUGGAGCAGCAGUGGAUUACGAAGUUAAUGAACUAAUCUAGCGUCUUCAAUGCGGGAGGCUGCGUCACCGAUGUUGUUAUGACGAAAACUCUCGCUCACAAAACGAAAAACAAACACGCGCUAGCGAAAGUAUAACAAGAAAACUUAUCGAUACUGGAGUCAUCAAAUUGUUUUUCUUGCAAGCCAGUAUCGGAUUCCGCAGUGACAAAACGAUAAAGUGUUACGUUGUUAACGAAAAUUCGUUGCGAUUAAAUCGAUAGAUAUAAUAAUAUUUAUUGAUAACGUGUUUAAAUUUUUCGUAACGGCAUACAGUGAAAGAGCGUAGCCGUAACACGACGUGUUUUACGAGUAACUAGUGUCAGUGUGUGUAUGUGUAACAUAAUCAAUAUAUUGAGGGUGUGUGCGUGUGUUGUGCUUUUUAAAUCUUCGGAUAUCGAAUGUGCUUUUAAAAUGCGCGUGGAGGGUCUGUGGUCCGGGCUGGCGGCACUGGGAUGGUUCGUCAGUAUAGUGGGAUGUCACACGCCGGGUAGCGAGCUCGAGUCCGUAAGGUACGGACCCUCGGAGGAGAGAUUCGGCAGUGACACCUAUACUGUUGCCAGUAUAAACAUCACGUACAAGGAUGAGCACGGUGAAGUCUACACAGAGACGUCAGAGUCCGGCAAGUACGGCGAGGGCUACAUCGGCUCAUCCCGCGGCAUGGCGGUCCACGUCCGCGGCAAGGGCCCCGACGGCGAGCGCGACCACACGGGCUGCACCUGGCCUCUGCUGUCCGCGGCUGCUCCCACCGAGCCGCUGCCUCGCGAGCCCUGGAUCGCGGUGAUUCGUCGAGGCAGCUGCAACUUUGAGAUUAAGGUUCAGAAUGCUUGGCGGGCGAACGCUUCGGCCGUGCUCAUCUACAACGACCGGGACACCACUGUGCUGGAGAAGAUGAAACUAUCCACCGACAACGGUCGCAACAUAAGCGCGGUGUUCACAUACCGGUGGAAGGGCGAGGAGAUCACGCGUCUGGUGGACAACGGCACGAGGGUCAUGAUCGGCGUCAUCAAGGGCCGUACCUACACACACAUCAAUAGCAACAUCAAUAACGCGAGCGAGGCUGGUACUAUUUACUCGACAUCGGUUCUGUUCGUGUCGAUAUCGUUCAUAGUGCUGAUGGUGAUCUCGCUGGCGUGGCUGGUAUUCUACUACAUACAGCGCUUCCGGUACAUACACGCUAAGGACCGACUGUCGAAAAGAUUAUGCUGUGCUGCUAAGAAGGCGUUGUCCAAAAUACCCGUGAAGAGUUUAAAGACUGAUGACAGGGAAGUGCAAGGCGACGGCGAGUGCUGUGCGAUCUGCAUCGAGCCUUACAAGGUGUCGGAGACUCUGCGCUCGCUUCCGUGUCGGCACGACUUCCACAAGAGCUGCAUCGACCCUUGGUUGCUAGAACACCGGACGUGUCCCAUGUGUAAGAUGGACAUACUCAAGUAUUAUGGCUUUGUGUUCACGGGCAGUCAGGAGAGCAUCUUACAGUUGGAAGUAGAGGAAGCGCGCACGUCGCUCAGUCCGGGUCGCAACCGACACCCGCUCACACUGUUAACCAGCGACAAUUCGUACGAGGAGGCCAGCAGCGAGCGCAGCAGUCGCGCCGCGUCGCCCGACCACCUCGUGCCCGCGCGCACCGACCCGCCGCCCGACAGAUCAUGCGGCGGGUCACCGACACAUAGUCAAAGAGACGAAUGUUCCCGCGAGGACGCCGCGUCCGUCAGCUCCCGCUCCUCCGCUCACGACUGAGCCCCGCCCCCCGCCCCCGCCCCGCGCGCGUCCGUGUGAAGUGACCCCGCAGUGAUGUGUUCAUUUACGACCACCACCAAAAAUACUCACAAAUUACAAAAAAAAAUGACUUCCAGUCAAUGGUAUUCUAUGUGCUAAAGGAUUUCACGUGCCGAAAGUCUGAUAUUCCCUAUAUUUCACAUUUUUUUAUUCCCAUAUACAGGGUGUAACCAGAACGCUAGCAACAACAGGUGAUAGUGCUGAUGAUUACCGAUAAGAUGCCGUAAAAAAAAAAAACAACCAAAAAAAUAUUUAAAAAUCCUGUAUUUUUUAAAAGUUCACAAUAUAUUGCAAAUAAAACACCUGACUGACGUUGGAGGUUAACGAACGUUCCGUAAAUAGGUUACUCGAAGUCAAUACUGCAUCGUAGGUAGGGCAUUGACCCGAGUUUUGCACGCUAUACGAUGCGGGUUUGAAAAAUAUAUUAAAUCACUAUAAUUGGCAUUGGAUUGUGUUAAGGUAGUAUAAUAAUAACGCUAAGUUUUUGCUAGCGUUCUGGUUACACAAUGUAUUUAGCGAUUUGGUAGCGCGCGCGAUGUAGCAAAAGAUCUGAGGCCAUGUAAGUUUUCAAGUAAAUAAACGUGGCAUUUGAGUUUGCGUAAAACUGUCAUUUAGUAUGGACGAGCAAACGUCAUAGUUUGACAACUCCAUACAAAGGAAGAUUAACGUAGCUUUCGCGUUUUUAAACGUGAGAACUUACACGGCUCAAGAAGGAACACAUACUAGGGCACACUGAUACCGAUCGAAACUUCACCACCCUUUGUACUUAAUACACUUAGUAUGAGCAUAUUUCGACAACAUUGGUAGAUUUCGAGUGUCGAAGUUUAAGGUUUGAGUUCAUCCAUUUAUCUACAGAAGCGGACAAGUUUGUAAAAUAAAAUCUGUUACAAAUCAAUUAAUUUUGUUGAAAUUUUUAUCAAACGUUAUAAUGUAAAGGGAUACUCAAAAUCUAUCUAUGAUGUCGAAUAGUACAAACUCGAAAUAAGGUUACAGAUCUUUGAAAAUACAACACGCGUGGCGUGAAGUGGUCGAACUUCUGACCAGGUGACAUGGCGUGACUUCUGGUCGGGUGGCGUGGCGUGACUUGUCGUCAAGUGGCUUGGCAAACAUUGGGUGUGGCGAAAUCCUUAGUACAUAGAAUACGAUUACUUCCAGUGAUACGAGUAAUUUGUGAAUGACAAGUGAUAUUUUUUAAUUAAUGAAAACUAUUUAGUUACGGACUAGUGUAGAUAGGCAAGAACCGCGACUCCGCCUAGUCAACGACUUUCGUGCGGUUGGUGCGUUUCGUGCUGCAGUGUCGCGAAAUGAAAAACGCAUAUUUUUAAAGUGAAAUCGUUCUCAGUGCAAAAGUGAUCUGUAAAAUAAUAUUAUCAACAUAAUUAUUUUUUUGAUUUUAUGUCAAAUUGCAAUGUCAUGUCAGAUUUAUUAUUAUCAGCCGAAAUUAAUAAUAAGUGUAAUGACUAAAUAUAAUAAAAAUUACUUCCCAUGCGCCAUUUUAACUUUAAGUGUCAAAUGAGUACAAUUUUAGUCCUUUUUAUAAAGGUAAACCAUACUUUUGACAUGACAGUUGAUCCAUAGAGAUAAAAUGGCGCGUCAAAAGUCAUUUUGUACAAACUAUAAUAUUAAAAUUUAUCUGUAAUCUAUCGAUAAGUUACGCAGCAACGUUGUUAUUUGUCAAAAUGGUUAAUAUAUUGAUAAUAAUCAACAACGUCGUUAAGUAACUUUUGACAAAUUGAUUAUAUUAUUGAUUUUUGGUUGAUUAUUAAUUUUAAUUGUGUGAAAAGAAAAUCAAGAUUGGUUACUACAUGAAUUGAGUCUAAAAUGUAGCUGUCAGGAUUAAUAUUGUCAUAUUAAUGUAAACUUUUCUUAAUUUUCUUAAAUUUUUCUUUCUCUCUUCUUUUUUUUCUCUCUUCGUUUUUCUUGACAGUUACUUGUAAUAUUUAGUAAAAAAAGAUAUUAAAUUGGUUUCAGUAGUAUUGGAUACUUUUGCAUUGAUAGCUUUAAAAAAACAGAGAUGGUAUGAGAAAAUUAAUGUUAUGCAAUGGGUUCUAAUUUGGCGCUAGUAAACUUGUAAAGAGUUAAAACAAUGCAAUGAAUUAAGAGAAGCAUGUUAGGAUAAAAAUGGUAAUCGAUAUUGGUUUAAAAGUCUUUUAACUGAAUUUUGCGUUGCAUAUAUUUGGGUAGGUAUAAGAGUACCUCUUACCUUAAAUACCUUCAUAAUUUUCUCUUCAGUUCUAGAACUUAUAAAAACCUCGGGACUUUACCUACACUGGCGAGUCAAUGUCUAUUAUUAUUUUUUAUUUUCAUUAUAUUUUAUUUAUUAGUAUUUGACACAGGCCGUCGUGGCAGCGUGACAAAGAGUUUUACAGUCCGUACAAAAUGACUUCUCACGCGCCAUUUUGACUCUUGAGGGUCAAAGGACCAAAUUUGUACUUUUGACAUGACAUUUGACACAAAAUUAAAAUGGCGCGUGUGAAGUCAUUUUUUACGCGUUAUAAAUCUUAUAAUAUUUUCAAACCUUUGAUUUUACGUCAUCUCUAGUGCUCAAAUACCUAAUAUUUGAUAGAUGUCGAUUCAGGAUCAUACAGAGAGUUUUCUCAAUGUAGUUUACUCUGAUGUCGUCUUUCGUCAGUCAUUUAUCACAAUCUGUGAACAAAUUAUUUGACAGUUAUUUUGACAGCAUUGUGAAUCGCUAGCGCCAACUUAGCACCCAUUUAACAGAAAGCUAAGAAUGUAUAGACGUAACUGCACUCAAAGAUCGCCUAUAUUUACGCAAAAAAAUGGUUUUACUUUUCUUUGUGUGCAGUUACCAAUAAAAUGCCAUUAUGAAAAAUCGAGCCCUCGAAAUUGUACUUAAAACUUGUUUGGAUGAUCUCAUAAGUAUAUCCUUAAUAUCAUUAAAAUUUUCAUUUUGGAUGUAUGGUACAUUGGUUGUGGUGGCCCUUUUUAUUAAUAAAUAAAUAUUGUUUGAUUUAAGGUUGUCCGUCCAUCGUUGUUAAUAAAUCCUUGGACAGAGCGGUGACCGUUGAAAUACAAUAAACAAAACAUUUAUGUGCCAAAUUUGUAUAUAAUGCAUACAUUUUGAGAUGCCACUCACACAAAAGUACUCAUACGGUUCGCCUUUUAAGGAUUAAAAUCGUACUUUUGGCAUGAUAGUUGACAUUUUGAGCUAAAAUGCUGAGUGAGAUCUCAAAAUAUGAUUGUCUCGCAAACAGCUUUAGAUAUUACUGAUGAUAGUUCCUAAACUAAGCUGACAGGAUUAAAAAUACUGCUGUUCUUUUCGGUAGUGCUCAUUUUGAGAAGGAUGGCACUACUUUUAGUUCUCUCAAUUUGAGGUUGAAAUCUAAAGAGAGCACUUUGACUUUGCUUAAACUUAAGUUUCAGUUAAAACGAGACAGAUAUAUGCCAGCGGUAUAACGCUGUCUCAUUUUAUCGGUGUCUUAAGUCUGAGCAAAGUCAAAGUGUGCUCUAUAGAUCUCAGCCUGAGUCAGUUUAGAGCUGAUUUUUCAAUCGCCAUGUAAACUUUUUUGAUACUUUGAUUUCUAAAAUAAAAAACUAUAUCAAAACGUUAUCCUCAGCUAAAUAUUAUUGUGGUGAUUGAAAAAUUGGUUUAAGUUUAGUGUACAACAAAAUUAACGCGAGUUCUUUUAGAAUACGGAUAUGUAUAUUUAUCGAUCGACAGAAUUUCGAAAUCAAUUUUUUUAAAUGAUAGUUUUUUUUUAAUAUGCAUAUAUGAUACAACUAAUUUUUUUACUAUUUUCUUACAGAAUAAAAAUGUAACUUGUUUCGAUUAAUUUUGAGCGGUCACCGUACUUUUUAGAUAAGUAAGUCUUUAAAACAAAUAAAAUCAUUGUGAGAUAAUUUUGAAAAACAACUGACAAAGAAUAGCACUUUUCCUUUUAAAAUUACAAUUGUUGCCAUAUUUCUAUUUCUGUGUUACGAACAAUUUGGUACUAAGGUAUGUUUUGUAAGCACAUAUUUUAUAACCCACCCUUAAAAUGUUUUGAUUUUCAAAUACUUAUAUACAUACAUAUAAUAUUUUUAUUAAAAUAUUCGUUUAAACAAAUAUUUUUAUCAUAUUUUUAUUUUAUUUUUAUAUCUUCUUUGAUACGAACGUAUAUUAUAAUGUUUUUAGAUGAAAUUUUCAGGUACACAUUUUGCAAUUUUAGAGGAAAAACUGCGUUUUUAAUGUUUUCCAAUAAAGUUAUCAUUUUCUUUCGCCGUUUUCUCAAAUAAGUUAGGAUUCAAGUCAAUAUAUAAUAUGUUGCGACACAUAUUAUAAGUAUUGCAUUGCUAGGGCUCACAUGUUCACAACCAUCUUCAGUGGCUAGUAUAUACAGAGUGUCAUAUCUAUUUGGGACAGUAUGUGAAUUUAAAAAAAAAUACAAUGAUUGUGAUUAUGAAACAUAAGUUGACCUUCGCUGACAUUGUUGAUUUCAGCAAUUUUUUACUAAAAAGCAAAAAAAAAUGAUAUCAAAAUCACUAAAUAAACUAAUGAAAUGAAAUGAUUUAUUUGAAAUGAUUUACUAAGUAAACUUAUUAAUGAAUUUUUGUAAAACAGCAAACAAUGGUUGGAAUGUAAUGCUGUAUUUAUUAGCAUAUUUUUGGAAUUGGCUCUUGGAGCCCUUUAACUUAGCAAAACACGAGAUUUUUUAAUUUUUAUUUAAAAUUUCAUUAAAAAAAAUUAUGACGUCAUAAUUUUUUUGGGCAUCGCUUGGCGGCACGGCUUUGCGUGUAGAGUGGUAACUAGCCACGGCCGGAGCCUCCCACCAGACCAGACCAGAUAAAGUUUGCAAAUUAUAAAAUUCCAAAUUUUUCCUGGCGGGAAUCGAAACCGGGUCUUCCCACUAAAAAAAAGUUUUUCUAUAUCACCUUUUUUGUAAGAUUCCCCCAUACUAGCCCAAAUAAACAAAACACCCUAAAGACUGUUUAAAGUUUCGUGGCUCUUAAAAUAUGGUAGUUAAUAAAAUCUAGUCUGAAUUUAACUAUGAAUUAUAUCGCUUUUUGAGAACUAUGUACCUAAAUGUGCCUACAUUUUUUCGGUUCCACUAUACAUUGUAUACCAAAGUUAUAUUAAUAAUUCGGUACUGAAAAGGCUUAUAAGGGAAUUCGCUAUAGAAUAAAAUGUAUUUUAUGACAAUGAAGUAAGGUUGAUUUUAUACUGACUCCUUUAUAACGAAGCUUGGGAUGCAUUGCGCUCAUCGAAAUCAUUGUUAUUGGCUAAACUUAUGGCGCAUUCACAUUAGGCCGGUAGCCGAAUUUAACGUGCAUUGUUACACAUCUGUUAAACAUCGGUUGACGAAUUCGGCCACCGACUUAAUGUAAAUACGCCCUAACUGUACUUUGAGCCAUGGGCAAGAGUGACGACUGAUAGGGAUUACGAUCUCAUUGCUAUUAUUGCAUUAAUAGUUUUGUAAUCGGGUCAGUGAAAGUCUCGCUAAGCGUCGUUCAUUGUAAAAUUAUAAUUUGGACCAAACUGAAAUAAUUAAAAAAUAUUCAACUCGAAAGCGUGAGAAACCAUAGUAAUUCAUUAGAUAUAAUCUAAGUACUACUUGUUUUGCAUGCGCUGCCGACAUAGUGAUAAUGUUUAAAGCAAAAUAAGCUCUCGCGCAUAUUAAUACGGCAUAAAUUAGCAUGCAAGGCUGGCCGAGAAGCUAUCUCGAGGUACUAUUGGUUCAAGAUCGUUUUCGAGUUGUAAAUCUACCUAUUAUUUAUUAUUAUAAAUCGAUUGUAUUACCAAGACAAAAUAAAUUCGUUGCGGGAAUAAUUAAAAUUUCACGCUGUAUCUAAUACAUUUCCGAAAAUCGCAAAUUCUAGAUUCUAGAAUUUAGAAUAUCAUCUAUUGUUAGCUGUUUCAGAACCGAUUUACUAUAAGAUUUGAGUUUCUUCCACGCAGAUGUCGGUCGCGUACAUCAGUCGUAAGUAUCUGUGACUGUAAUUGGUGCUGAUCCGGUUGUCCACUAACUAAAUUAACAGGUCUAGAAGGAAUGCUAUGCUUUUCUAUUGAGAAUAUUGUAAAAGAGAUAGCACUAGUUUUAGACCUGUUGAAUUAAGAGAUUGUGUUCGUCACCAAUAUUCGUAUUCGCGACUGUAUAUUGGCGUAGGAGGAAUUCAGGUUUGUUAAGAAAAAGCGAUGUCAUUUUGUUUCUAACAUUAUUUUUAAGUUUUAUUUUCUAAGUGAGCAUUUAAGAUAUAAGUAACUUACGGAAUACGAAUUAAGGUACUUAUUAUUAAAAUAAAAGAAUCCAUCGGAUUUCUUAAAUAUAUUAACAAGGAGACUGGUAUGUACUUUAUAUGUAACGACAGAUAUCAUGUAAAAAUAUAUUUACAUUCCCUUCUUAAGAUGUUCUAAACCGUACUACCCCGGGUGUGUACAACAUAUUGUGUUGAAAAUAAAAGAAAACCUAUACAGUAUUGAAA
This is a messenger RNA of Maniola jurtina (meadow brown), 8724 nucleotides long. RefSeq names its product protein goliath (gene gol). Lineage: Eukaryota; Metazoa; Arthropoda; Insecta; Lepidoptera; Nymphalidae. The transcript has 14 exons. The coding region runs from base 862 to 2265 and encodes 467 amino acids. The record is from RefSeq and is a predicted model, not a curated record.